GGCUAGUUCCAGAAUUCUCCUCAAACUGGUGACAGAGAAAGAGCCCCGGGUCCGAAAACUGAUAUGGAAACGCUUCGUGAAAAUGCACAACGUGCUCUCCAAAUGAGAGGAAUUGCUGAAAGCAAUGGGGGAAGAUGGUACAGGACAUGCAUGGUUCGAUAUGGAAGUUGUUCUUAUCAUCAAAACACAACCCGCACUCAUUCCAUGAACUGAUUCCAACAGUUUGUGAUCUGAUCGAAUCGUUCAAAGCCAUGCAGGCUUCCUUGGAACUGGCUGCUGAACUGAAAGAUGUUCAGCAGAUGCACAGGGAGACACUAAAGGCACAGACGGAAACAUUGAGAGUGAACAUGUUCCUGAUGACGGAGAAGGUUAAGGCGUUCCCACUGGUUGAUCGAUACGCUGAGCUCACGAUCAUAUUCACUGUUCGAGAUCGGGAAGUAGUGGAACAUGAGCUGUUGGCAAGAGGCCGGGACCAUGAAGAGUGGAGAGAGGAACUUCUCGGGGGAGAGUUAGAAAAAAUCCGAACUGAUCAGUUAUUCCAGAGCUUUUGGGCGAGGAAAUCCAAAUCAGGCAGUUCGACUUCUGUGGCUGGAGUUCCGGGGAUCGGAAAAACAACAAUGGUGCAAAAAAUUGUUUAUGACUGGGCCACAGGGAAAAUAUUCCAACAAUUCCAGUUUAUCUUCAGUUUCAAAUUCCGAGAUUUAAACACGAUUAAAGACAGGAUAACCCUGAACGAACUGAUUCUGGAUCAGUAUCCUUACUUUAGGAAUAUCCUGCGAGAAGUCUGGAAGAACCCAGAGGGAUUGCUAUUUAUAUUUGAUGGCUUGGAUGAAUUCAAGGAUCCAGGAAAUAUUUUGAAACUCCUCAGUGAAGCCCACAGCACGACAGAUGGGAGAUUUGAAGUGUUUCUCCGUUUUGUCGCUGGUCUCGCCUCUCCCGGGGCAGCUCAGGGCCUGGAGGAGUUUCUGGGUCGAUUUCCUCAACAAACAACCUGCCGAGUGCUUGACUGGGUGAAGGAGGAGGUUAAACGCCGGGCUGGAAAUACAUGGACUAAAGCUGAUAAAAUGAGCCUCCUGAACACAAUGCACUACAUAUUUGAGUCUCAGAAUCGUGCACUGGCUCAGCAGACACUGGGAAGUGUGGAAACACUUUCAUUUUGUGGACUGGAACUGACCCCGAUUGACUGUGCGGUCCUGUCUCAUGUCAUUGGACUGUGUGAUACAAUCAAACACCUCGAUCUGGAGUACUGCCGCAUUCAGUGUGACGGUCUCCAGCGGCUGGGACCAGUUCUGCACCAGUGUCAGCACUUGGGACUGGGAGGGAACAGGCUGGGAGAUUCCGGAGUGAAACUGCUGUCUGCGGCUCUGAUGAAUGCGGACUGUAAAAUACAGAGACUGGGGCUGCAAUGUGUCGGUCUCACAGAUUCUGGAGCCGAGGAUCUCGUCUCUGCCCUCAGUACAAACCACUCACUGACGGAGCUGGAGCUAACUGAGAAUAAAUUGGGAGAUUCCGGAGUGAAACUAGUGUCUGCGGCUCUGAGGAAGCCGGACUGUAAAAUACAGAAACUGUGGCUGGACGCUGUCGGUCUCACAUAUUCUGGAGCCCAGGAUCUCGUCUCUGCUCUCAGUACAAACCCCUCACUGACGGAGCUGGACUUGGGAGGGAAUGGCCUGGGAGAUUCUGGAGUGAAACUGGUGUCUGCGGCUCUGAGGAACCCUGACUGUAAAAUACAGAGACUGGGGCUGUGGGCUGUUGGUCUCACAGAUUCUGGAGCCGAUGAUCUCGCCUCCGCUCUCAGCACAAACCGCUCACUGACAGAGCUGAAACUGGGGAACAAUGAACUGGGAGACUCUGGAGUGAAACUGGUGUCAGCGGGUGUUAGGAACUCGGACUGUGAAAUACAGCGACUGUGGCUGGACAGUAUCAAUCUCACAGAUUCUGGACUCGAUGAUCUAGCCUCCGCUCUUAGUACAAGGCUCUCACUGCUGGAGCUGGAGCUGGGAUCAAACUCCCUCACAGACCGAUCUGUUGCCUCUCUUCGCCGCCUCAUACUUGCCCUCCCGAGUCUGGAACGGAUCAGGCUGGGGAGGAAUCGGUUUAGUGCAGAUGGACGGAACCAGCUGGAGAGUCUGUGUGGAAUCAGACCCGGGCUGAGUAUGGAGCUGUGA
This is a messenger RNA of Amblyraja radiata (thorny skate), 2168 nucleotides long. RefSeq names its product ribonuclease inhibitor-like. Gene Ontology annotation, molecular function: protein binding. Gene Ontology annotation, cellular component: cytoplasm. NCBI's taxonomy places the organism in Eukaryota, Metazoa, Chordata, Chondrichthyes, Rajiformes, Rajidae. The coding region runs from base 135 to 2168 and encodes 677 amino acids. The record is from RefSeq and is a predicted model, not a curated record. The transcript has 9 exons.